Molecule: messenger RNA, 1696 nt
Organism: Trichechus manatus latirostris (Florida manatee)
Lineage: Eukaryota; Metazoa; Chordata; Mammalia; Sirenia; Trichechidae
Gene: WDR5B
Product: WD repeat domain 5B
Exons: 2
Coding region: 605-1597 (330 amino acids)
Cellular component (GO): Set1C/COMPASS complex
Molecular function (GO): histone binding
Source: RefSeq, a predicted model, not a curated record
AUGCGCUUGACUGCUUUUCCGUCUUGGUUAGAGAUUGAGGUGGCGUUAACGGCGCCUUCGCGUCUGCAGACUGUAGCCUGCGGGCCCGGGCCGCGGAUUUCGGUUCCACGAAGGUUUUCUCUUAGCUUCUGAAAUCCUUUGAAAGCUGUCAUUCAUUUAUCCUCAAGUACCAAAAAUCUUUGACUGUCUGACUGGUAGACUUCCUCCAUGUUCUCUAAAUUUUCGGAGCUGUGGGGAGGGGCGGUAUAAAAGUAAGUUCUGUGUAGAUCUCCGCGCCGUGGCCCGUCCCGCUUUUGACGGCUUUAUCCAUCAACAAAAUACCUAACAUUAAUAUCUUAGUUGCCCACAGCUCACAGGACCCUUUUAUUAGUAUUGCUCAAGUGCUUGUUUACCACAGACGACGAGAGAACUGAAGUGGUCCAGGCCGUGCUGCUGAUUCAGUGUGUAAGGUAAAUUAAAGACUAUCCAGAAAUGAUGAUUAAAAACCGUUUAUUUUUUAGUUGAAUGUUUUUGUCUUCAUUGUUCCUGGAAGAACGCCAAAAUACCGGACUGCCUGGCUCAGCGCAGGACAUCUAGCCUACCCACCGACGUGGAGCUUCAGAGCAUGGCAACAGAAGAGUCAGGAGACGCAAAAGCGGAGUCAGCCCGCUCCUCAUCAGCCAAUCCGAGCAAGCAAAUGCCUGAAAAACCAAACUAUACUCUCAGAUUUACUCUCGUGGGACAUACGGAGGCAGUAUCAUCCGUUAAGUUUAGUCCUAGUGGAGAAUGGCUAGCAAGUUCUUCUGCCGAUAAACUAAUUAAAAUCUGGAGUGCCUAUGAUGGAAAAUAUGAGAAAACACUGUAUGGUCACAGUCUGGAAAUAUCAGAUGUUGCCUGGUCAUCGGAUUCCAGUCGUCUUGUUUCUGCCUCAGAUGAUAAAACUCUGAAGAUAUGGGAUGUGAGAUCUGGAAAAUGUUUGAAAACACUAAAGGGGCACAGUAAUUAUGUCUUUUGCUGUAAUUUCAACCCGCCAUCCAACCUCAUCAUUUCUGGAUCUUUUGAUGAGAGUGUGAAAAUAUGGGAGGUGAAAACAGGAAAGUGCCUCAAAACUUUGUCUGCUCAUUCUGACCCGGUUUCUGCUGUUCACUUUAAUUGUAGUGGGUCCUUGAUAGUAUCAGGUAGCUAUGAUGGUCUCUGUAGAAUCUGGGAUGCUGCAUCAGGUCAGUGUUUAAAAACACUUGUUGAUGAUGAUAACCCUCCUGUCUCUUUUGUACAAUUUUCUCCAAAUGGUAAAUAUAUUCUCACUGCGACUUUGGACAGUACUCUUAAACUAUGGGAUUAUAGCAAGGGCAGAUGCCUGAAGACAUAUAUUGGACAUAAGAAUGAGAAGUACUGCAUAUUUGCCAAUUUUUCAGUUACUGGUGGAAAGUGGAUUGUGUCUGGUUCAGAGGAUAACCUGGUUUACAUAUGGAACCUUCAGACUAAAGAGAUUGUACAGAAAUUACAAGGUCACACAGAUGUUGUGAUCUCAGCAACUUGCCAUCCUACAGAAAACAUCAUUGCAUCAGCAGCAUUAGAAAAUGACAAAACAAUUAAACUAUGGAUGAGUGACUACUAACCCCUUUUGAAAUCAGGCUGAGAGGCUGCGUUUUACUUGGAUCAAAGCCAUAAAACAGACAAGUUAUUCUUUAAGAAAAUUUAUUUGUACCUCUAGAGC